ACAAUAUUACGUGUGUAGGUCGCGUGCGUGUGUGUCAGCGGACUAAGCUGCCCUUUCAUCCCGUCGGCGAAUCGUCGGCACAUCACGGUCUCGUACGCUCGGGCGAAUGCGGUUCCCGCGGUACAGCGUAGGUAAUAUUAAUAUGAUAUGUGACAGCAUAAGAAUAAAAAAUAUCAACAUAACGAUGUGCCGACGAUUAUCGCAAUAAUAUUGUUAUCAAAUUGUCUUGAACAUAGUAGGCGCGAAACGAAAAUCGUUUAUCGUUUUCGGUUUUGUUUUUGUGGUAUUCACAAGUCAUCAUGAAGACCGACGAAGAAAACGUUAGUUGGACCAGCGAAAUGUCUAAUCAACCUGCUAGGACAGAGUUUCCACCUCCGUUAAUUAGUGAAAAGGUCAUGAGUUCUACUCCCCCAAGUGAAUUCACACCAAACAAGGAUGAAACUUUACCAAGGCCAAAUUCAAAUUCUGUACUGUUCGAGAUGCCAACAGUAAAGCAGUCCACACUGAGCACUUCCGUAAAAAAAUUACCUCAUCAAAUGAAAAGGGAAUCGACAAUUGAAGAGUUACAUAAUACCUGGAGAAAAAUGGGAGCGCAAGCUCUUGCAACGACUCUCUCUGCUCUUUAUGGCAAACUUUUGGUCGUCAUGGGCAUAGCUUUUCCGAUGUCUGAAGUGAUAUCUACACACAUUCCUCAUUCGUUUUACGAGGGUUAUUACUUGUACCUUUAUUUCGGAAGUAUGGCGUUUCUUUUCUAUAUGUACGCAAUGCUGCUUAAGGGCAAGCCCACUAUGACGCCAGUCAACAAUAACUACAAUAAUUCGGUCAGCGAUUCUUUAUCCGGAGAGGGUUCGGAAAACAGUGACGGUGAUUCGGAAUAUUACGAAGACAACGACGAUUACACGAAUACCGCCGGCGCCGAAAUGGAACAUUGGACGUCGUACAACCCGAGAACUCGGAGACAAUCGUUUCACCUUGUGUUGCCAUCUACUUUUCAGCACUACGGAAGUUUCUAUCUGAGAAUGGGUGCUGUUGCUUUCGGCAUUGGUAGUAUGAUUUAUUCUGGUUUAGAAUUUGGUCAGUACUUUGAACUUGAACCGGCGACAAAGUGCCAUAAUGUGCUUCUGGUGCUCACGCCGGCCACAAGAAUGGCAUUCAUAUUUAUACAGAUGUACUUUAUAUUUUUGAAUGAUGAGCAACAAAUGAGAGUGACACGUCACCGAGUAUUGGCAAAGUUUGGACUCAUGCAUAUGAUCGGCACUAAUCUUUCAGUAUGGCUCAAUGUACUCGUACAAGAAACCAAACACGAAAUACUAACUUUUUAUAAUCCUGCAGACAAUUCUAUUGGCGUCGAUAAACAACCAAAUCAUUUUUCACUGUUCAAAAAGUGGACGACCACCACGACACAGUCACCAACGUCGGCCAUGUCGUCAGUGGCCGAACGGUUGCGGCGCAGCAUCAACGCGGGCCCUCACCAUAUCUACGAGUGCCGCCGGACGAACAUCAUCGGGUCAUUGGUGCAAAACGCCAGCCCGUUCCUGUUCCCGUGCACGAUCGAGUACAGUCUGAUAUGCGCAGCCAUACUGUACGUGAUGUGGAAGAACAUCAGCCGGGUGCACGCGGACGUGUACCGGCAACGGAAGGCGGAACGGUGUGAGAACCUGGCGCAGAUCACGCACUACCGGAAGUCGCCGCAUUACUAUUCGGUGGACUGCGCGCAGGCGCACAAGGGCCUGUUCGUCGGCAUACUGUUCCUAGUGCUCACCAUCAUCUCGCUGAUACUGUUCUUCGUGCUCAUUUCUCGUCCGGAGCUUAUCACGUUCGCCGUCAUGGAGGUGAACGUCUGUGAGCUGUCGCUGUAUGGCAUGACCACGCUCGCCACCAUUGUCGGCAUGAUGCAGGUUCGGCAGCUGAAGUUCGACGGGCUGCGGAAUCUCGAGCUGGACAACAUACUACUGGUAGGCGCGCAGACAGGCACGUUCAUAUAUAGUACGUUUACGAUAAUCAGCGGUCACUUUACCGAGGAGAACAACACAAUACUAGUUCUGAUCACUGCGUCCGCAUCGCUGGUGCAGACCUUCUGCCAGACUGUGUUCAUACUGGACGCUUCCCGGCGGUCGUGCGUCACACCCGACCAGAUACGCAAGAAGCCCGGAAGGGAGAUCGUCACGUUCCUGUUGGUCAGCAACUUGGCCAUGUGGGCCAUCAACACGCUGGAGAAAUCUCGGGCCGAUUCACACCCCAUACAGCUUCAUUUCUACGGCCUGUGGGCGUGGACCAUCAUCACGCACGUGUCCAUGCCACUGGCCAUAUUCUACAGGUUUCACUCGACCGUGUGCCUGUGCGAGAUCUGGAAGCGAUCGUACAAAAUCAAACCGUCGUACAUGUGAGGGCGGCGCGAUCCGCUCUACCACCUCUUCCAAAACCGUACCACAAAAUCGUUUAAUGUAUAAUAAUAUUAUUAUCGAUAAUGUAAUUGUUACAUGUUUGGUGGAGUUGUAUCUGGACUGUUUAGUUACUGGUCUGGUUAUCCGGCUCUUCAAAAUUUCAGUUUCUAUUGUAAAGUAUAAUAUUAACCAGUUCCGAUGUAUAAUAUUUUAUACACGGUCAUGUGUUAAUUCCGCUCGAUACAAGUAGGUUAAAAAAGAUGUAUGGUAAAUUCCAAUUAGAAAUGUAUAAAGAUACAAUUUAAGCGUAUGAAAAUUUGGGAUUUCAAAAGAUGAUAAUCUGAAUUGGUUCCUAUUUAAAAUUUAGAUGUAUAUCUUUAUCCAAAAUGUUUCACAUGUGAUCUAAUAUCUGAAUCGUUUUCUUUUAAUUCUAUGGAGAGACUAAUCUGUUGGAUUUUUUUACAUUUCGAGACUAACAUAAAUAAAAUCUACAACCUUGUAUUCUAAACUAUUGCAUUUGUAAUAUUUGUGUAAAGCUGGUGUCACUGUAGUGUUAAGUUUUUCCCCGGAGUGAUCUUAAAAUCACGAGGAAUCACAAAUUUUACAUAAAAUCUAAAUACAAAAAUAAAGAAAAUAUAAUAUAAUAAAUAUCUGGUAGAAUAGUUUAGAACGUUUUUAAUUGAAUACUAAAAAAAUAUAAUACUAUCUGGUUAUACUCAGUUAUAAUAUUAAUUACUUUCAAUUACUACAAUAAUUAUAAAUUUUACAUAAAAUAGCAUACAAUAAAAUGGGAAAGAAUUCGGUUCUGGAAUCUGAGCGUGGAAAAGAUAAUUGUUGGAAAAUUAUAAAUUGUCCUUUAAAAUUAAAACAUUUGUUCAUUUAAAAAUAUUACCAUUAAUACUUUUUUAUCUGCUUGUUUCGGUUGGAAUUUACAAUCCCCUGUUUAUAUGUGACUGGUAAUACGAUUUUAUAAUUUUUCAGUUUAUUAAAACUACCAAAUAGUUAUUCAUUAAAAAUAGGUAAAUUUUGAAAAUAUCACCAUAUUAAAAAAAAUAAAUAUUGCUCAAAAUAACGGUUCCGGUAUAAAGAAUAUUGAAGUAAAGGUUACAACUAGGAUUCAAUUCUUUAACUCUGGUUAUUUUUGAUACGGUUUUAGCUCUUUCAACAUCGUGUUUUACACGUCCACACUACAACCGUCAUACCUAUAGAUAUAUUAACUGUAUUAUUAUUAUAUAUUUGUUAUGUUAAAAUAAUUGAACGUUAUUAUAAUAUAAUAUACAAAAUUAUUGAAAUGGAUGGUUCUAAUAAUUAUAUACGACUCGCCAAGUAUGUACUUUUACUUAAUAUAAAAUGAGAAAUUGGAAAUAAACUAAAAUGUUAAUUGA
Messenger RNA from Aphis gossypii (cotton aphid), 3769 nucleotides. RefSeq names its product proton channel OtopLc-like. The transcript has 11 exons. Gene Ontology annotation, molecular function: proton channel activity. Lineage: Eukaryota; Metazoa; Arthropoda; Insecta; Hemiptera; Aphididae. Gene Ontology annotation, biological process: proton transmembrane transport. Gene Ontology annotation, cellular component: membrane. The coding region runs from base 300 to 2387 and encodes 695 amino acids. The record is from RefSeq and is a predicted model, not a curated record.